CAGCACAGCACAGCACAACCUCGAUUCAUACAGCUAUCGAGCGAGCUUAGCCAACCACACGCCUCCCAGCUGCUAGCUCCCCCGGCCUCCCGCCCUCCCCUUGUCGGGCCAUGAUGAGCGGCGGCAGGAUGAACGCGGCGGCGAGCGACGACUUCCCGUUCGCGGCAAUGCAGCAGCCGCCCUACGUCGGCUUAGAGCACGCCGGCGGCGGAGGAGGAGGCCAGCGCAACCAGGGCGCGAUGAUGUACGACAACUUCGACUUCGCGGCGGCCGCCGCCGAAUUCGGUCAGUUCCAGGACGCGCCGCACCACCAGAUGCUGGCGCUGCCACUGAACGGCAACGGCGCCGGCGGGCUCGUCCCCAUGGCGCCGCCGCCCAUGCCCGGGAUGCAGCUGCAGAUGCCGCCCAUGCCCCACGGGAUGCACAGCCACGGCGACGUGUACUCGGCGAUGGGGAUGGUGAAGCGCGAGGGCGGCGCCGGGGACGCGGGGAGGAUCGGGCUGAACCUCGGGCGCCGGACCUAUUUCUCCCCCGGCGACAUGAUGGCCGUGGACCGGAUGCUGAUGCGGUCCCGUCUCGGCGGCGUGUUCGGGCUGGGAUUCGGGCGCGCCCACCACCAGGCGCCUCGGUGCCAGGUGCAGGACUGCAAGGCCGACCUCUCCGGCGCCAAGCACUACCACCGGCGCCACAAGGUGUGCGAGUACCACGCCAAGGCGGCGCUUGUCUCCGCCGCCGGCAAGCAGCAGCGCUUCUGCCAGCAAUGCAGCAGGUUCCACGUGCUCACGGAGUUCGACGAGGCCAAGAGGAGCUGCCGGAGGCGGCUCGCAGAGCACAACCGUCGCCGGAGGAAGCCGGCGGCCAGCAGCACCAUGGCGGCGUCCAAGGACUCGGCGUCGCCUUCCGACAACAACACACUGAGCACGACGAAGUCGACCAUCUCCUCCAACACGAGCGCGAUCAGCUGCCUCCAGCAGGGCCAGGCCAGGGAGGUAGCGGCGACGAGGCCGACGGCGCUCACCCUCGGUGCGACGCCGGAGAAGGACGACCACCAGCAGCAGAUCAGGAACGCCAUGCAGCUCCACCACCAUCAGGAGCAGCAGCACUUCAUCAACUCCCUCUUGCAGAACAACAUCCGUAACAGCAACAUCCUGUCGUGUUCCUCGGUUAGCUCCAGCACGGUGCCAUUGGCGGUGGCGGCCAACGGCGAGGUCUCCGACCAGAACAACGACAACAAGAACAAUGUCAGCAACAACGUCAACAGCGGCAUGCAUAUGUUUGAGGUGGACUUCAUGUAGAUGUUGGAUCUUGAGCAUUAGGCUUAUAACAUACUCCAUCCGUCCCAUAAUCUAAGACGUUUUUUUUGUCACCACACUAGUUUAAACACCACAUUUGAAGUAAGUGGUUAUAGGGCAAGGUGCCGAGGUCCAGUGUUUGGUGAAUUGGGGCUAAACAGGAUCGAAGUGUUAGAUAAUCUUGUGAGAGUCCCCUAAU
Triticum aestivum (bread wheat) is the source of this 1491-nucleotide messenger RNA. Its product is annotated as squamosa promoter-binding-like protein 10. Gene Ontology annotation, molecular function: DNA binding. Gene Ontology annotation, cellular component: nucleus. Bases 111 to 1295 code for a protein of 394 amino acids. The record is from RefSeq and is a predicted model, not a curated record. NCBI's taxonomy places the organism in Eukaryota, Viridiplantae, Streptophyta, Magnoliopsida, Poales, Poaceae. The transcript has 3 exons.